Didymodactylos carnosus is the source of this 1830-nucleotide messenger RNA. The record is from the annotation of a GenBank genome assembly. NCBI's taxonomy places the organism in Eukaryota, Metazoa, Rotifera, Eurotatoria, Philodinida, Philodinidae.
AUGAUGUCCAACGGUACGUUAGACAAUGAAAUGUAUGCAUCGCCAUUUCAACAGCCUCGUUUCAAUAAUUUUCACACCACACCUCCCCGAAUCGGUCCGUCCUAUUAUAAUUCGAGUUAUUCUCAACCAACACUUUUGACGAGAGAAUCUCCACUUGGUGGCAAUGGUACAAGUACGAAUAAUAGUGCUUAUUUAGCGGAAUUACAUUCACAAUCAGUUAAAUAUUCAUCGCAUAACAAUAAUGUCAUUGGUAGCUCAAGACUUGCACAUAUUGGAAAUGGUUUAUAUGGUGGAACAAAUUCGCUGGGACCAGUCUCAAGUCAUGUUGAUGCAGCUGCGACAUCUCCACGCAAUAUAUCACCUGAAACUCUUGAUUUUUACCCCUAUUCACAACUUCAAUUACAAUUAACCGAAGAUGAUUUAUUAGCAUCGAAUACAAAUCUUGAUGAAAAAGAAAGAACAGCACCACCAGAUAGUUCUUUUAUUCGGCAUGUCAGACCUGAUUUUUCCUAUUUCAUGUCGGAUGAACUACGAGCAGAAAUAUUGAGACGAAAUCAAAUGUUAAUAACAUGUGCAAAUCUUGAUGUUGCUGCCGCUAUGCCUGAACGUGUUGGUGAUUAUUACAAUUUAACACCAUUGGAUAGUAGUCAAGCAAAUGUUGCUCAUAAAUCACGAACAUUUCGACAUCAAACACUAAGAUGUAAAUUACCAACAACACGACAAUAUGAAAUAUGCGAAAUAUGGAAAAAGUUAGCUCACGCCAACAUUGUACAACUACGUGAUGUUUUUCUAACAAAAGAUUUUGACGACGAUCAAACAUCGGUUGUGUUUGUGUACGAUUUUAUCCCAUGCUGUGAAACAUUACAAAAACGUCAUUUCAGUUCAUCUAAUAUACUGUCAAAAGGAUGGUCUAAUCCGUAUAAUCUAGAUGGAAAAGAUCGACCAUUUAGUGCUGGCAAAGGAACAACUCAAGCUGGUUUAUUAGCUGAAGCACUUAUUUGGGAAUAUGUUGUGCAAAUAUCAUCGUUAAUCCGCACAAUUCAUUCGGCCAAUCUUAGUUGUCGAUGUUUACAUCUGUCACGUUUACUUGUCGACGGUGAUUCGAAAGCUUCUCGAGCUAAAUCGAGGGUAUGGUUAAGUGGUGUUGGAAUCGCUGAUAUUUUAGAUGUUGGAACAAAUGGACAAACACACUCUCUGCUCGUUCAACAUCAGCAAAGUGACUUACAAGAUUUUGGUCGACUUGUAUUGAUGUUGGCAUGUAAUUCAAUUGUUGGAGCACAAAAAGAACAUCUACAAACAUCACUGGAAAUUGUACAUAGAAAUUAUUCACUCGAUCUGAAAAAUUUAAUUAUCCAUUUUUUAUCGUUAAAUAAUCGACCAAUGAAAAAUAUCAAUGAUGUUAUGCCAAUGAUUGGUGCAAGAUUUUAUGCACAAAUCGAUAGCCUGUAUAUUCGAGGUGACAUUAUUGAAAAUGAAUUAUCCAAAGAGAUUGAUUGUGGUCGUCUAUUUCGACUUAUCUGUAAACUUGAUACACUUCUCGAGCGUCCAGAACAUGCAUUAAAUCAAGCAUGGAGUGAAACGGGUGAUCGUUAUAUUCUCAAAUUAUUUCGUGAUUAUGUAUUUCAUGGAGUUGGUUUCAAUGGUGAACCUAUUUUGGAUUUGGCUCAUAUUGUACAGUGUUUAAAUAAGUUUGACGGUGGUUCACACGAUAAGAUUUGUUUAACAUCACGUGAUGAACAAAACGUCAUGAUUGUUAGCUAUAGUGAAUUACAUCAAGCAUUUGAACGUGCAUUUUCUGAGUUAAUGAAUUAUGGUACAUCAACGUCUUAA